UGUGAACUAAUCUUCCAACAGCCAACACGUGAAAGCAAAAAUCAUAACAACAGUGUUUUGUAUUUGAGCAUAUAUGUAUUUUUCUUUUUAUUAAUAAAUACAAAAAGAAAAUAAAAAUGUCUAAUUUCAAACCACUUGACAUUAAAAAAUUUCAAAAACAAAGUAGCGAAGUAACUGCAGACUCACUUUAUUGGAAAAAUUUAAGUGUUCCUACAUUGGUAAAAGAAUUUGGAGCCAUUGACUACAUCGAUUUCAGUCCAGUCCAACCGCACUACUUUGCCGUCACAUGCUCCGUUAGAGUUCAAAUUUACAAUCCCAUCACUAAACUUGUUGCCAAAAACCUAUCAAAAUUUCAAGAGAAUGCUUACGGUGGUAGUUUCAGGCAGGAUGGCCGACUUUUGGUUGCCGGAGACGAACAGGGAUCAGUCAAGUUAUUUGACACCAGCAGUAAAAACGUGCUUCGGCUUUUCAAAGGCCAUAAAGCGCCCACUCAUAGAACAUUUUUUACCCCCGAUUUAUUGCACAUAGCCAGCUUCAGCGAUGACAAAACGUUUAAACUCUGGGACAUAGGAUCCGAAAAAGUUGUUCACACUUAUAGUGAUCACUCGGAUUAUAUUAGAGCAGGUUGUGUAAAUCCUGCUUCAUCCAACAUAGUCGUUUCGGGUGGGUAUGAUAAGAAAAUAAAUUUUUAUGAUACUCGCACUCAGCAAGUGGCGUUUAGUGUCAAUCAUGAGAGUGCAGUCGAGUCACUGCUAUUCUUACCGACCGGAGGAAUAUUCAUCAGUGCUGGAGGAACAGAAGUAUGUGUUUGGGAUGUUUUUGCUGGUGGAAAAUUGCUUACCAAGCUUUCCCAACAUCAUAAAACUGUUACCUGCCUACGAUUAGCUUCCAAUGGCAAAAGGAUAAUGUCGGGUGGUUUGGAUAGGCAUGUCAAAAUCUACGAUGUAGCCUCAUACCAGACUGUAUCAACAUUAAGUUUUCCCAACUCAGUACUUAGUUUGGCGGUAGCACCGAAGGAUCAAACUGUGGUCGCCGGUAUGGUCGAUGGAAUGAUUUCUAUUCAAAAUAUGGAAGAAAAUAAAAGCCAAAAAAAGGAAAAGAGUAAAUACAAUUCGAAAUUUAGGUCAGUAGAUCACGAUAUAAUCACCACUAAAAGGAUAGCAGAAGCAAGUUAUGACUAUCAUUUGCGAACCUAUAAAUAUGCCCAGUGCCUUGACGAUGCAAUGAAAAACUGUGUUAAAACGCCAGAGAUUACAGUUAGUGUCAUGCAAGAAUUAAUUCAUCGCAAGGGCCUUCAGCGUGCACUAGCCGGGCGUACGCAUUCGUCUCUUGCGAGAAUCAUCUUGUUUGUUAUAAAAAACAUAGGCGAGCACAGAUUUCUUCGUGUUCUCAUAGACGUUGGUAUGAUUUUAUUAGACGUGUAUGAAGAUAAAUUUCAUGAAUUCACUGGUAAACUUGGAAAGCAAUUUAUUCAACUUGCUAAUAUUUUGCAAAAAGAGGUUGCGCUUACACACGAUUUGUUAGAACUGCAGGGUGCUUUGGAAUUACUCGUAGCAGUAUCAAGUGUUUCUUCAGAUGAUAGAAACGACAACCCUAUAAGUUUUUUGACAACUGAUAAAUGCCCAGGUAUAAAACAGUCCGAAAUGGCAAAAGAAUCUUCUAUUGUAAUUGUUUAAAUGUAAAAUUUUAAUACAAAAUAAAUUUGAGUUAUUUUAGUAAAAUAAUAAAAUGAA
Episyrphus balteatus (marmalade hoverfly) is the source of this 1733-nucleotide messenger RNA. RefSeq names its product U3 small nucleolar RNA-associated protein 15 homolog. Gene Ontology annotation, biological process: positive regulation of transcription by RNA polymerase I; rRNA processing. The coding region runs from base 117 to 1676 and encodes 519 amino acids. Gene Ontology annotation, molecular function: protein binding. The record is from RefSeq and is a predicted model, not a curated record. The transcript has 2 exons. Gene Ontology annotation, cellular component: nucleolus. Lineage: Eukaryota; Metazoa; Arthropoda; Insecta; Diptera; Syrphidae.